AAGUGUUACAGUUUCACGUUUUUGUUCUGUACUGAAAAUACAAGCAACACAACAACACCCCCAAAGUAACCCAACCAAUAUUUAUUUUUCUCUUUUAUUUUCUAUCGAUUUGUUCGCCGGAAAAAACAAAUCGUUGAUCAGUAGCAUCAAUUUUCCGGAAUAAAGCAGUGUGAAGAUGAAGAGAUUUAGUAUUUGCCAAAUGUUGAAUAACUAAAGGAAUAAAGUGGUGUGAAGAUGAAGAGAUCUGGAACAAAAAAUGAUUGGAAGAUUAUAAUAUAGUUGAUUGGAUGAUAGUAAUAAUGAGCUUUUUUUUAGUGAUUUUGUGAUUGAACUUUUGUAUUAAGGUGUGAAGAUGGAGGAUAGUGUGAUUAGUGUGAGAUCAGGUGGUGGUGUACUGAAGAAAAGAAGCUCUUCUGGUUGUUUAAUUAUCAAAAGGAAAGAUGAUAGAAUUGGCAUUGGAGGGAUCGGUUCUUCGAAGAGGCCAAAGUUUGUAAUGAAUGAUUACGAGUCGAGUGAUGAGAUAUCGGAGUCAAUUCGGAGAAAAACUGGUCAAGGUUUUACUAAUGGUUCUGUUGUUUAUGGAAGAAGUAGCGUUAGAGAUGGAGAAUUUGGUAGGAAUAUGAAUUUGUCUGAUUUUAACAAGUAUGAAGAAUGUGAUUUGAAAAUGCAAUUGAAUGGGUAUAGUGAUGAGAUAUCAGAGUCAAUUCAGCGAAAAAAUGGUCAAACUUUUAGUAAUGGUUCUGUUGUUUAUGGGAAAAGUGGUGUUAGAGAUGGAGAAUUUGGUAGAAAUGUAAAUUUGUCUGAAGUUAACAAGUAUCAACAAUGUGAUAUGAAAAUCCAUUUGAAUGGGUAUAGUGAUGACAGAUUGAACAUGGUUGAAAGAAGAGGGAGUUGUAGAGAGUUUGGGAGUGGGUCUAGGAGUGUAGUGGCUGAGAAGAGGAAGCUUUCGUAUGUGGAUAGUUCAAGUAGUUUAUCGGGUAGUAGGACAAAGGGCGAUGACAAUGGCUUUAAUAGAAGGUAUGAUUUGCUAGAGGAUAAAGUGCAUAUGCCCAUUUCAUUGCAUAGAGAAGUCUGUGAUGAACCAAUCAGAUUGCAAGGGAAAAAUGGGGUAUUGAAGGUUAUGGUGAAUAAGAAGAAGAAGAUAGACUUAAUGCCCAAGGAAUAUGAUCCUGUGGAAAUUGAAAGUAGAAAAGGUUCUUUGUCUGCAGAUGUUCUCAAGAGGAAUUUACUUGUCCGUCCGUCCUUUUGCUCGGGUUCUAAACAGCCUGAAAAGCUACCUUUGUCUAUUAAAACAGAGAGAAAUGAGCUGAAACCACAAAAACCUUUGUUGGGUAAAAGCACCCAUUUAGUGUCCUCUGAAAAAGAUGAGGCUGAUACAUUACUUAAGUUGGCACCACCUAGUGUGCAGCCUGCUAGCUCAGCAACGCGGGUGCCAAAGGAAGAAAGCAGGCCCUUGGCUUCUGAAUAUGUUACCCCCGCUAAAAGAAAAGACGGAAAAGUGAAUCGAGGUGGAAGCACUGAGAAGCAGCAGUUGCGAGAACGAAUAAGGGGAAUGCUCAUUGAAGCUGGAUGGACCAUCGAUUAUAGACCAAGAAAGAAUAGAGACUAUUUGGACGCUGUGUACAUUAAUCCUAGCGGAACAGCCUAUUGGUCAAUAAUUAAGGCCUACGAAGCAUUUCAAAAACGAUCAGAGGUAGAUUCAGGUAAAAGUAAACCUGAUGGAAGCUCUUGUUCAUUUGAUCCAAUAUCAAAUGAUUUAAUUAAUAAACUUACCAGGCAAACACGGAAAAAAAUGGAGAAAGAAAUGAGACAGAAGAGAAAAGAUGAUGGCAAGAGAAAAGAUCCUAAAAAGACUUCUGUGAGAGAGUCUGUGUUGGGCACAGACAGUGAUCAGCAAGAGAAGAGACUCGGUAGCUAUAUGAAGAAGAAAGAUAAGCUGCUGCAAGGGAAAUUACAUGCGACAGACGAGGAGAGUGGGGAUAAUUCAAGUGAUAACUCAUUGAAGGUAAGGAGAUUUAAACAGGAUAUGGUUGGAAAAUCAUCUGUUGGAGUUGCUUCUAAUUCAAUACAUGGAAGAAAAAGUAAAUUAAUUGGGCGAUGUACAUUGCUGGUCCGUCAUUCUGACAAAGGGGAAAAUUCAGAUAUUGAUGGAUAUGUUCCAUAUACUGGAAAAAGAACCUUAUUGUCCUGGUUGAUUGACAACGGAACAUUGACGUUGAGACAGAAGAUUCAGUAUGUGAACCGCAGAAGGACAAGAGUAAAACUAGAAGGUUUGAUCACACAAGAUGGUAUCCACUGUGAUUGCUGUAGUAAAAUCCUUCCAGUUUCAAAAUUUGAGCUCCAUGCAGGAAGUAAACGGCAUCAACCAUUUCAAAACAUAGUUUUAGAGUCUGGAGCCUCCUUACUAGAAUGCUUGGUUGACGCAUGGAAUAAGCAAAAAGAAUCUGAUCGCCGGGAUUUCUACAAUUUAGACAUUGAUGGUGAUGAUCUUGAAGAUGAUGCUUGUGGUAUUUGUGGUGAUGGUGGGGACCUUAUCUGUUGUGAUGGUUGCCCAUCUACUUUUCAUCAGAGCUGUCUGGGCAUACAAAUGCUUCCUCCUGGCCUUUGGCAUUGUCCAAAUUGCACUUGCAAAUUUUGUGGGGCUGCUAGUAGAAACCCUGCUGAGGAUAGUGAGAGAACUGCCAACGAAUUUCUUGCUUGCAGCCUCUGUGAUAAAAAAUAUCACAAAUCAUGCAGCUUGGAGAUGAAUGGUUUAUCUGCUAUUUCUGAUAAUCCAUCUGCUACAUUUUGUGGGCAUAAAUGUCAGGAGCUGUAUGACCAUUUACAGAAUAUUCUUGGUGUUAAGCAUGAACUUGAAGAAGGAUUUUCAUGGUCCCUGAUUCAACGAACAGAUUUGGACUCAGAUAUUUCUCGUCGCCCUUUUCCUCAAAAGGUGGAGUGUAAUUCUAAGCUAGCUGUUACACUGGCUGUUAUGGAUGAAUGUUUUGUACCCAUUGUCGACAGGAGAAGUGGGAUAAAUAUUAUCCACAAUGUUCUCUACAACACUGGCUCAAAUUUUAGUCGGCUGAACUUUCGUGGCUUCUUCACUGCAAUCUUGGAAAGAGGUGAUGACAUAAUAUCUGCUGCAUCUAUAAGGAUCCGUGGAACUCAACUUGCAGAAAUGCCGUUCAUUGGGACCCGGAAUAUAUAUAGGCGGCAAGGGAUGUGUCGUCGACUGUUUUCUGCUAUUGAGACGGUCCUCUCCAAUUUAAAAGUUGAGAAGUUAAUCGUUCCUGCUAUGUCUGAGCAUCUGCAUAUCUGGACCAAGGUUUUUGGAUUUGAUGAACUUGAGGAAUCAAACAAGCAAGAAAUGAAAUCUAUCAAUAUGUUAGUAUUUCCUGGGACAGACCUGUUGCAAAAGAAGAUACUGAAGAAAGAUAUGCAAGAGGCUUGUGAGUUACAACAUAAUCAUUCUCCGUCACCUGCUUUGGUUGAAAAAGCUGAUCAGGAAUCAUCUAUCAGGCGUGACGGACAUCUGCAUGAUGGCGUAUGUGUGAACAUAGUAGAAAAAUCUGAUGACAGGUUUGGUGUCAUGGAUUCUGGCUCUCCAGCUUCUGCCGUUCACUUAAGUGAGAGCACUGUGGUUAGAGCACAAGGUGGUCGUUGCGAGUCAGAUAUCCAGAUCUCCAGUAAGGAGGUAGAGAAGAAUUUUGCUGAAUCAGCCACAAAGUGGAUGCUCUCUCCUCCAUCUGGGGCAAGUAAUGGCAGUUCUGAUACUGAAGAUGCAGCGCUACAUCCUGCAAAAAUUGAUGUCAACUCUGGUGUAGAGCCUAUCAAUCAAGAAGCUUAGAAAGAAUAUGACCAACCACCUUGUUAAUAAUCUGGUCUUGAUUCAUUAGCUGAAGAUACAUCCGGGAACACAUUGGCAGAAAAACAGAUUGAAGAUGCUUCUGAUAGUUCUGCCACUAAUAACAGAGAAAUAUAUUUGUGUGACUUUUGUAGAUAGCUGUUUUCUAGACCCCGCUGUCCAAAGUGCUAGUGAAGAAGUCAGCAGCAAUAGAUAUGGUCUGGCAUCUACCUUGACUCCCUGUGGAAUUGGCAAAGCUUUACAGUCUUACUCAGUGUUGAAUCAAUCUAGUAGAUCAGAUGGGGGAAAUGAGCUACAUGUGGCUCCAAAAAAAGCUUCCGAUUCUAAAUGUGUUAGGGGUGCAAAUUUCCUACGAAUGACGGCAAUUUGGAUUCCUCUGCAGUUUAUGAUGGAGGCAUUAGUGCUGAAGUUUCUUUCUAUGAAGCUGGAAUUGAUUCAUCAAAUGGAACUUUUUUGCAUAAUACUGCUUUAGAGAAUAAUUCAAAUUAUCAUCUUGGCUCUUCUGGAUCUCGAGUGUGUGACUCUGGCUUUAACACUUAUGAUAACGGUUCUGAAGCAAAAAGUUUCUCUUGUCAAGAGGACUGUUCAGUCUUCUGAUCUUGGUCAGGCGAAAAUCAUUGAAGUGAAUGUGAUAAGACGCUUGUAUUUUCCGUGUUCUGCUGAUGUUUCCGCACGAUAUGUGCUGAAGAAAAAACUUGAGAACUAUGAUCCUGUUAGUGUUCUAGUCAUACUGGCCAUGCUGUGUAAACAUUACCUGAAUCAGCUGCCAACUUGAGGUAUGACGUUUCUCCAGUCAAAACUAUAGUCAACUAGUCAGGCAUCGUUGAUGUUUGGAGCUAUUUGGGUCGGUUUUUCUUAACUGAUUCUUGAUGUUUCCUUCAAAGCUUCGGCUCAACUGUGCAACAGGCAGUUUGUAGGCGGGUGGGAAAAGAACUACCCAGCAAGGCUAUUGGAUAAAAUGGUCUAAAUUAUGCUAUCUCCUUCUGAUCUAGGUGGAAGUUGAAAUGAAGUUGGAAGCUAUGGUAGCUUCUUGUUUGGUGUGCACUGAGCAAGAUCCUCUACCAUUUUGAGGACGUGUGCGAUAAAUGCGUUUAUAUGAGCUGGGGAAAGCAGCAUCAGCGUAUCUACCACCAGUGUGGUGUAUGUGAUGGCUUGACUAGAAAUGAGUGCAUUUGUUUUGUUGGAAUAUAAUAGCGCCAAUAGUUUUUACCUUGCAGUCUAGAUGGUUGAUUACUUAUACAACAGUAGAAGAUGUGCAUUAUACUUGAUGGCUUGGGCGAAAUUUUUUGAGAAUUCUGCUGACUUUAUCGGUAAAUGAUAUUCGUCUAGAUUCUGAAUGUACAUAUUGUAGAUCCAAAAUUCAUUUUUCAAGGUCCUUGAAAUCAGUGAAAUUCAUCAUUUGAGCGGCUAA
Messenger RNA from Lycium barbarum (goji berry), 5258 nucleotides. RefSeq lists its product as uncharacterized. Lineage: Eukaryota; Viridiplantae; Streptophyta; Magnoliopsida; Solanales; Solanaceae. Gene Ontology annotation, molecular function: acyltransferase activity, transferring groups other than amino-acyl groups; transcription corepressor activity. Gene Ontology annotation, biological process: negative regulation of DNA-templated transcription. The record is from RefSeq and is a predicted model, not a curated record. Bases 353 to 3829 code for a protein of 1158 amino acids. The transcript has 10 exons.